Yarrowia lipolytica CLIB122 is the source of this 1368-nucleotide messenger RNA. RefSeq lists its product as uncharacterized. Gene Ontology annotation, cellular component: nucleus. The record is from RefSeq and is a predicted model, not a curated record. Lineage: Eukaryota; Fungi; Ascomycota; Dipodascomycetes; Dipodascales. Gene Ontology annotation, biological process: positive regulation of DNA-templated transcription. Gene Ontology annotation, molecular function: transcription coactivator activity; zinc ion binding.
AUGGAAAAAUACACAGUGACCGAAGAGUACGCCAAGGACAUGGUUGGCCGGUUGCUCGGCGGGUUCGACAAGGAGACCGUCGCCCAGCUGGUGGAUCAGGGCAUGAAGAAAACCGAUCCUCUGGAGGUGCACAGCUACUUUGUGGAGCUUCUGGGCGAGUCUGAGCCGGUGUUCCGGUUCGUGGAGGAGUUCAACCGCAAGCGGUUCUCGUCCAAGAAGCUGGAGAAGUCCAAGGCUGAAAAAAUGGCCAAGAGCGAGCCCCCCAAGAAGAAGGCAUCGUGGGCCACCAGAACGGCAGGAGAAAAGGUAGAGGAGGAGAAACAGAAGAAGGAAAAGACACCUCGCAACCGGCUGGCCGGCGUGGGUAAGGGCGGAGCAACAACUUCCGAACUGCUGGAUCUCAAGCCCAAGACCAAGGCCAAAAACAAAAUCAAGGUGGAUUCGAUUGCCGAAAUCGACCAGGCAUUACGGGACCUGGAGCUGGUGGAACAUGGAGAUGUGCGCAAAGACGGCACCACGGCGCGCGCAAAAUGCGACUGCAUGGCUUCCCGACACCCGUUGCUGGAGGUUGCCCCCAACUGCAUGAACUGUGGCAAGAUCCAUUGCCUGAAGGAAGGGCUAGGGCCGUGCACAUUCUGUGGCACUCCUCUGUUGAGUGCGGAGGAGCGCAAUGAAAUUUCGUCGGUUUUGUACCAACAAAAGGAGGACAUUCGGUCUGUGAACGCCCCCAAACAGGCGGUGCCCAAAAAGAAACAAAAGGCCAUCAAGUACAACUUAUCUAAUGCUGGGGGGCGGGCUGCGCAGGAAGAGGCCAUCAAACAGAUGGAGGAGGAGAACCGGCAGGCGCAGGAGGCCAAGGAGAAGGAGCUUCAGCAGGCCAAGGAGCGGCUUGACACCCUGAUGGCGUUCCAGGACAGUCAGGCGGAGAGAACCCGGAUCAUCGACAACGUGGGCGACUUUGAACUGCCCUCGGCAGGUGUCAACCAGUGGGCUUCGGCGACAGAGAGGGCGUUGCAGCUCAAGAAGCAGCAGCGGCAAAUGGCCAAGAUGGAGGAACGAGACGCUCGGAAAAAGGGCAAGAAGCAUGUCAUUUCGCUGGGUCUGGAUGGCAAGAUCCGAGAGCAGGAAAUGGAGGACGAUAGCACAGAUGACGAGGAGUUGAGAGAACUUGAGUCCAAGAUCAAGUCUGAAAAGCAAGAGGUGGCGGAGCUGAACUCGCAGAACGUGUGGAACCCGGCCAUGGCUGACUCCAAGUUGAAGCGCGUCAAGUACGUGUCUAGAGGAGAUGUUCAGGAGCGACGGGUUGAGGAGAGGGGCAUUAUUGACAUUGACGGUGAGGAUGAUGAAGAGCGGCUCAUGCGGUUGUAG